AGUCACCCUUAAACUGUUUCUGUCUUCUGGUUUUUCAGUUUGCAGAGGAAAACAAUCUCAUGUUUUUUGAAACCAGUGCCAAGUCUUCAGGGAAUUUAGAACAGGCGCUGUACGUCAUGUGUAAAUCAGUGUUAGAGGUAGAGCUUAACAAGACGUUGAGGCUAUCCGACAUCAAUAUCAGUAACACGGUACACGAGAGAGGUCUAACGACGCCUACUGAUGGCAACGCCAACAAGUACAAACCCUCCGUGAACCGAGAAGUGGCCUACCAACACACAAAUGGACAUAACAGUAGUGGCUAUGAAGGUCAACUUGGUGAUACAGACAGGAUCAACCUCCUUCAGGACGAGAAACAGCAGACCUCAAACACUUGUUGUAGUGUGAUGUGAUAUACAGAUUGAGGUACCAGGUCUAUUUGACUGAAAACAGGGGCAGAAUUAUACAAAGUUCAGAAUGAUGUACCAUGUUGAUUGUAUUCUAUUAAUUUAUUUUACAACAAAUAUGAAACAAAUGGUCCAAAUGGUAGUGAGCAGGUGGUUUUAAUGUAGAAAGAAACCAGAGUUUCCAAAGUAAACUCAUGUGGUUGGACAUGUGACACUUUAACUUUUCAUAUCAAAACAGGGAAUCAAACCACAGUCGUCUUGUUGUAAGCCAAGUGCACUAUCCACUGCAUACGACCUAGAACUGUACAUUAGAUUGAUUUUUAUGUUAACAGGGUUAAAACAAAAAAUCAGAAAGACAUACUAUGUUGAUUCUAACCUGGGUAGUUUCAGUGGUCUGGGGCUAGCAGAUUUGGUUUGUGUCAAUUUAAUUCUUCUAUAAUUACCGGCUAUCUAAAAAGUGUGAAUGUCGCAGAUGAGAAAAUAUAAUUUUAUUAUAUAUUGAUGUAUAAGAAUGAGAGGUUGAUACUUUUAAUCAGGGACUGUGGUGGCCAUGUGCUUAAGGCAUCUUACAUUUUGAUACCAACAGCCCUCCACCACUGGAUCUCGGGUUCAAGGCCUACGUGAGGCAGUCACUAGGUACUGGAUGCAGGUCAGUUGUUUUUCACCAGGUACUCAGCUUUCCCUCACCAACAAACCUGGCUCGACCUUAAACAAAAUCGAAGAUUCAAAUAUAAACUGUACAUUAUAACUUAUUGUGUCAGUAAGUUUUUGUAAUCUACAAAAAUACUCCAGAGGAGAUAUUGCAGAGUAUUGGAAGAAAAAGAAACUCAUCACAAUUCCAGUCAAAAGAAUCAACAUCAUAUGUUAGAGAAGAGGAAAACUCCAAAACAUUAUGAGACCACUAGUCUAGCUGGAUAGUUCACUUGUCUCAGACUAGCGGGCUACCCUUAUCGUCUAGACCUGAAACAUCAGAAUUGUGACUGUGAAAUGUUGGACUGAUGCAUUCACUUCCCCUACAGCUGUAUUUGGUGUUCAAACAUCAGAUUUGUUACUUGUAAAUCUUGAGCUGAGCCAACAUGGUGUCCACUUGAAUGUCACAAGGUGAUAUCACAAUUUAAGUUUAACAGAGGUGAUCAUUUUUUAUUGAACACCGAUGAACUACCUUUUUGUGUGGGAGGAUUUAGAUUGAUAUUUUGUUGGUGAAAAUGAUUGCAGAAAAUGUCAUGCUUUGAAUGAGUGAAAUAUAGUUUGUGCGAGGACAUUCACAGGGACUUUGAAGUAAUUUUGGUUUAUCAGUGAAAAUAAUGUUUUUUGUAAUGUUUUUGUCAAAUGUAAGUUAUUAUUUAUGAAUUUUGAUUUUGAUUAUUUAUGUUUGUAAAAGUGCCAAAGUUUUAUUUAUCAUGCAUGUAAACAAUACAGAGAGUGAUUUAUUGAGUAUUAUUUCAUAAAUUUCAGGAAAUAUUCAAAAUAUGUAAAUUGCAGGGGAGCAAAAAUGAACCAUUCUAAUAAAAAUCAUUUUUUGUUUUAUGUAUAGCUUUUUGCAUAUCCUGACAAUCAAAACAAUGUAAAAGGAUCUCUAAGGGUGUCUAAUACUUCUAAUAAUUAAGGAGGAAAUAUUUUUUAUUAUCAACCCACUUUUGAAAAUGAUUUCAGGUGGAGAUCUAAAUAUAUUAUAACGGCAGCAUUUCACACAGGAAUUCUAGAAGCAACUUAAAUAGCAUUGCUGAGUAUAUUCAAAGUGUACAGAAUAUCUAUUGAAGUCAGGAUUAUAUACAGGGUUUAGUCAAGUCCAAUAAUUAAGGUAGUACAAUUAUGAUGCAAGGGAGACAAGUCUGUAAAUUAGGUGAAUUUCAAGUUCAGUUUAAGUUAAUUUGCAUAACUUCUAAAAGUUUCAGCAUAUCCAAACAUAUUUCUUUAUUCUUUUUAUACAUAUCUAUUCACUCAAAAAUGUAGUCACAUUAUAUGUAUUACAUGUAUGCAAUGACUUCAUUCACAAAAAAUCUAGUGGGAUGGUGUAUUUAUUUAAUAUUAGCAAAUUUAUAUCCCAUUCCACUUCUAUCACUGUUGGCACUUAAUGCUAACUUUCCAGUUUGCUGUAUUUAAGUGAUGAGAAUUUCAGUUGGAAUACCAGGUAUUUUAAAAGCUCUACAUUAUUUCUGUUAAAAAUUGAGUUCAUU
Mizuhopecten yessoensis (Yesso scallop) is the source of this 2560-nucleotide messenger RNA. RefSeq lists its product as uncharacterized. Lineage: Eukaryota; Metazoa; Mollusca; Bivalvia; Pectinida; Pectinidae. The record is from RefSeq and is a predicted model, not a curated record. The coding region runs from base 60 to 389 and encodes 109 amino acids. The transcript has 2 exons.